Molecule: messenger RNA, 501 nt
Organism: Lathyrus oleraceus (garden pea)
Lineage: Eukaryota; Viridiplantae; Streptophyta; Magnoliopsida; Fabales; Fabaceae
Product: secreted RxLR effector protein 161-like
Exons: 1
Coding region: 1-501 (166 amino acids)
Source: RefSeq, a predicted model, not a curated record
AUGGAUGAUACUAUCUUCAUUUCUCAAAGCAAGUAUGCUAAGAAUAUAGUGAAUAAAUUUGUCCAAGAAAGUUCUAGUCACAAAAGGAAACUUGUAACAACUUACUUGAAAUUAACUAAGGAUGAAAAAGGUGUUGAUAUGGACCAAAGUUUCUACAUGAGUAUGAUUGGUAGUCUUUUGUAUCUUACAACUAGCAGACCAGACAUCACUUUUAUGGUAGGAGUAUACGCUAGAUAUCAGGUUGAACCUAAAAUCAGUCACAUUACUCAAGUGAAGAGGAUCUUGAAAUACAUCAAUGGUAUUGGUGAGUUUGGCAUGUUGUAUUCUCAUAGUUCUAAUUCCAUGCUUGUAGAGUAUUAUGAUGCAGACUUGGUAGGUAAUGCUGAUGAUAGAAAAAGUACUUUUGGAGGAUGUUUCUUCUUGGGAAAUCAUCUUAUAUCUUGGUUCAACAAGAAGCAAAACCAUGUGUCAUUGUCUACUGUUGAGGCUGAGUAUUGGUGA